AUGCAAUUGCGGUUGGAGGCAGUACAGCCUUACACUCUCUUUCCGCUCAAUAAGCCGACCUCGUUUGUGAGCAACCCUUCACGGCAACAAUGUAUGUUUCCACCACCUCCACCACCGCCGCCAUCACUCCAACAACAUCAUCAUCAUCGCCAUCAUCAUCAACAACAACAACCCUCUUAUUCGAUUGCCAAACAACAGCAACGUCAUCGACAUCCAUCAGCUUUUGAACCGGUAUUGGCGACCCCUUCACCACCACCCGUCAAAGUGGAUACGAUUUCUCAAGUAGCUGAUUAUGCGGCAUCGAUUGUCUAUUUGAUGUGGCAUGGGCGGAAAAAGACAAUGACCACCACCAACAAUCAUACCGCUCAUUAUCGACAGCAUUAUACGGUAGAUGCAACUAAGCCAAGCGCUGCAUUCAAAAAGUUUUGUUUGCAGCUGCUGACUGCAACUCAGCUGUCUCAAAAUGCGGUGUACCUUGCACUCAACUACGUCUGUGCUUUGUUACGAACCAGUCCUAAUAUCGAAGGUGCCGAGGGUUCCGAAUACAGAUUAUUCACGGUGGCUCUCAUGUUAGCCAACAAAUUCUUGGAUGACAGCACUUUUACAAACAAGACGUGGUCUGAAGUAUCGGGUAUGAAGUUGCAUGACUUGAAUACCAUGGAGGCCGAAUUCCUUGAAGUCAUUGGCUACGGUCUUUUUGUAUGUCAAGAUGAAUUUGACCAAUGGAAACAUGCGGUGGAAGGGUGCCGCAUACACGUGGAGAGGAUGUCGAUGGAUGGAUAUCAGUAUUACCUGGACAAUCUUAUCCAAGCUGUGUUGUUAUCAUUGGGUCUAUCGGGUCAACAACCAAAACAACAGCAACAACGACAUGCUCCUCCUCCUCCACAAUCUUCCACAACAACAACAACCUUUGAAGAUGAUAACAAGCGACGUUACAAGGAUGCUCUAGAACAACAAGAACGAGCUAUAUGGGAAGCUGCUUUGGAAGCAUCACGACUGCAAGUGGAAAAUCGACAACGUCAGCAUAAUCUGUACUUGUAUGCCAAGGCACAUGCAUUGGAUACUUGGGGCCCUCCAGAGACACCCACAUUGCCACGUCGCCAAACAGCACCACCUCCUCCCAUUAGUCGCCAAGGUAGCAAUUGCAGCAACAAUAGCAGCACAAGCUUGCUUCCUCCACCCUUAUCAUCGACACCUGAUCGGCGUGCUAGUUUUGCUUCAUCCAUGAUGCUGCCUACUACUACUGCUACUAGUGCUGCUGAAUACUUUCAUGCUCCUAUUGAUACUGCUCGCAAGGUGGAUUUCUUUCAGGCCCCAGAACAUCUUGAUACGCGUGCAUCCAAAUACGAGUAUCACUAUCCCCCACCUGGUUUAGUGGACCCAUCGUACAAUUGGAAUCAUUCACACCCUGUCAGCUGGUCAUCCUAUCCAUUACCAGAAACACCAGCUGUCACUCCAUCUUGGUGCAAGGAUUUCCUUUAA
Molecule: messenger RNA, 1482 nt
Organism: Lichtheimia ornata
Lineage: Eukaryota; Fungi; Mucoromycota; Mucoromycetes; Mucorales; Lichtheimiaceae
Exons: 3
Coding region: 1-1482 (493 amino acids)
Biological process (GO): regulation of cyclin-dependent protein serine/threonine kinase activity
Cellular component (GO): nucleus; cyclin-dependent protein kinase holoenzyme complex
Molecular function (GO): protein kinase binding; cyclin-dependent protein serine/threonine kinase regulator activity
Source: RefSeq, a predicted model, not a curated record